AGCGGCAACUGAAGGCCCGCGUGUGCAGAAAGUUCAAGCUUGCCUGCCCGACGUCUCCCGCGCGUGCAGCCGUGUGGUAUUACAUGUGCCACGGAAAAGCCGCACACAUUCUACGCACUGGGACGAAGCUUUCAUAUCGGUACAUCUUCGACUGCUUGGCUGCGACUACGGCAACGCUAUGCGACUUGGCUGUCAUACGGCCCCUCGUCUUCCGUUGCUCAUUCGUUACGAACAGCUUCAGUCCCACUAGGUCUCGAACGCCAGUGAAGCUAAUGGAGCUUCGCCCACGUUGCUCGCGCACAGCUAUCCCGCAUCGACCCCAUACACACUCUGCCGAGUACAGUGCUUCCCCAGUACAGCAGGGUUCACAUUGGAAAACUUUCAUGGUGGAGAGGUCGCGUAGUGAAAUGCGAGAAGUGCCAAGUAGGCCGUCGUCCUGUGCGCGGGUGUGCUCCGAUGAAAGGCUCAGCUCACGAGGUCGCACGUCGUUUAUAAGUUCGGACAAGUGCCCCAAGCAACGCCGCAUCCUUGGUUUUCUUAGCAGCUCCUGCUUGUUUCUCUUCUCUGCUUCUCCCGCACUGCCUCAGGCACAAAAAGCAGAGCUCAAGACAUUCUAAGCUUCGGCCAAGAUGUUCCUCCGUCGAAACGAUCAGGAAGCUCCCAGUGAGGUACUGAAUUGGCGAUUAUGGUAUGGCGUGUUCGUCUUUGGACUUAUGGGAGCCGCUCGUGGCGUAGACGAGGCAAGACUCCGAACCGACUGCUGGCGUCCUUCCAUCCCUAAAUCACGAUGCAGGGCCUCAUCGGCACCACUUCCACGCUGCCUAGCUUCUCCUCGAAAUUUCAUCUCAAAGACCCAAGCUUGAGCGAAACUGAACAAGCGAGCCGUCUGGGCAACAUUACCUCUAUGCUUCAGCUUGGAUCGAUCGGAGGAGCACUCAUCGCGUUUUACAUUACAGACAAGAUUGGUCGUAUAUGGGCAACUCGCCAACUGUGCUUGCUUUGGGUCAUCGGCAUCGCGAUAUUUCUGUCCGCUGGAACCACCGGAUCUAUUGGCCAGAUCUACGCUGGCCGCUUCAUUGCUGGACUCGGAGUAGGGCAGAGCUGUGUCGUUGCUCCGACGUAUUUAGCGGAAAUUUCUCCACGUUUCACGAGAGGACUCUGUGUUUGUAUGUUUAGUGGCAGUGUGUACUUGGGGAUCAUGUUAGGAUAUUUUGCCGUCUGGGGCAGCUCGCUCCACAUCUCGGGAGAAAGCCAGCUGCAGUGGAUCAUGCCCAACAUGCUUCACAUCUACUUCGCCUCUAUCAUCGGGUUUUCCUCGCUCUUUGCCGUGGAGUCCCCAAGAUGGCUGAUGAAGGUCGGGAAGUAUGAGCAGGCAACAAAGAAUCUUUCCACCCUUCGUAACCUUCCGAGCGAUCACUGGUACGUCCAGGCCGAGAUCAUCGAUGUCAGGGAUCAGCUUGAACGGGAGAAGGAAGCGACCCUGGGCACAAAAUGGUACGGCAUUAUCCGCGAGCUCGUCUCCUCUAGUGCCAACAGAUACCGCCUUUUCCUCUCGGUUUUCUCGCAGCUACUCAGUCAAUGGAGUGGAGCAUCCUCCAUCACGAUCUACGCUCCUGAGUUCUUCGCCCUCGUUGGUCAGACGGGUCAGAACCAGAAGCUCUUUGCAACAGCCAUUUUUGGAGUUGUCAAGUUCAUAUCCGCCUUGUCUUGCGCACUUUUCUUGAUUGACUACAUUGGACGCAAGCGGUCUCUCAUGAUCGGAAUCUCACUGCAAUUUGUUGCGAUGCUGUAUAUGGCCAUCUUCCUCAUGAUAGACCAGCAGGUGGACGACCUCGAAGAGCAGAGCCAGAGUCAAAAGAAUGCCGCAACAGGAGCUCUGGUCAUGAUCUAUCUUUCCGGGUUCGGCUGGGCAAUGGGCUGGAAUUGCAUCCAGUACCUCAUCAAUUCCGAAAUCUACCCCCUACGGCUCCGCGCCAUCGGUGGAUCGUUCGCUAUGACAUUCCACUUUGUCAACCAGUACGGCAAUUCCAAAGCAGUACCAGAAAUGUUCAUCGGCAUGACGCAUGGUGGGACCAUGUUAUUCUUCGCCACAGUGACAAUCAUUGGGUUGGUCUGGGCAUGGUUUUUCUUGCCCGAGCUUGCAGGCAAGUCACUGGAAGCCUGCGAUGCCGUAUUCAACCUGCCAUGGUACCUCAUUGGAAGGAAGGGCAAAGAGCUCACGGCGGGCGCGGGUGGUGUCGUGGAGAACUUGCACGAGAAGGCGGUGCUGGAGGCAGAUCAGGUGGAAAACAUCCAAGAUGCCGAUCGCAAGGCAUGA
Molecule: messenger RNA, 2317 nt
Organism: Cercospora beticola
Lineage: Eukaryota; Fungi; Ascomycota; Dothideomycetes; Mycosphaerellales; Mycosphaerellaceae
Biological process (GO): transmembrane transport; carbohydrate transport
Cellular component (GO): membrane
Molecular function (GO): carbohydrate:proton symporter activity
Source: RefSeq, a predicted model, not a curated record